Messenger RNA from Anneissia japonica, 408 nucleotides. RefSeq names its product solute carrier organic anion transporter family member 74D-like. Gene Ontology annotation, cellular component: membrane. The coding region runs from base 1 to 408 and encodes 135 amino acids. Gene Ontology annotation, biological process: sodium-independent organic anion transport; transmembrane transport. The transcript has a single exon. NCBI's taxonomy places the organism in Eukaryota, Metazoa, Echinodermata, Crinoidea, Comatulida, Comatulidae. The record is from RefSeq and is a predicted model, not a curated record.
AUGUCCUCUUUUGGUGGUGUCAAAAGAAGUCAAAGUACAAAAUCUGGAACUGUCUUGAUAAAAGAAGAGAGAGAUGAUGAUCAUAGAUGUGGUUGCGGUCCCUGCACUCCAUCGUGGUUACAACGCUUCAAAGGCGUGAAAUUCUUUACUUUCGUAACACUAAUCGGUCUUGCUAGUAAAGUUUAUUCCAGCUCUUACUUUGGUGCUGUGGUCUCCACGUUGGAGCGACAGUUCCAUCUCAAUAGCACUAAUUCCGGAUUAUUACUUGUUAUUAAUGAUAUUAUGGACUUCACUUUUGUGAUUUUCACCACUCAUUUUGGCCAUCGUGGUCAUCGUCCACGAUGGGUUGGCACUGGUCUACUGAUGGCCGCUCUCGGGUGUUUUUUUAUGUACUAUUCCACAUAUUAA